AUGUGCUUGAUGUUGCCUAAUUUCGCCUACUUUUUAAUUCUAUUCAAGGCUGCCUUGGAUCGACAGGCGUCAGGGACAGGAUGGCCGUCAUCCGAGCUCACGCUCGUGAGUUCUGACUUCUCAUCUAGCAGAGUUUCUCUAGUCGCUUCAUCGGCUGGUCACAGUUCAGCAACGUCCGGCGAAUUGGUCCUCCAUCUCGAAGGUCUAUCCCUUCCGCAGCGUCUUCCCGUCCUGCUUGAUGUCCACCUAACUCGGCGUUUACUCGCCCAGUUCACAGGCCACCCUCCAGACGUAUCCGGCUCGCCUGCCAGGACCAGACUUAUUGCCAGUAUUUCGACUGUUCCUGGGCCAGAGGCUCAACCUCUACUUCGCAUGCGGCUGGUGGCGCAAUCCAGCCGAGUUACCGGUGGCCAUGUUUGCAGGCCUGCAUGGUGUGGAGGCUUGCGAAGGUCCAUGAGGCGGCGCGGCAUGCCAUGGAGAUUACGCCCUCGUAUGCUCCAACUCUCUUCGAUUACAUGCAUUUUUAUCCAGUGA
Messenger RNA from Protopolystoma xenopodis, 534 nucleotides. NCBI's taxonomy places the organism in Eukaryota, Metazoa, Platyhelminthes, Monogenea, Polystomatidea, Polystomatidae. The record is from the annotation of a GenBank genome assembly.